Bombina bombina (fire-bellied toad) is the source of this 564-nucleotide messenger RNA. Its product is annotated as dnaJ homolog subfamily B member 14-like. Gene Ontology annotation, molecular function: Hsp70 protein binding. Gene Ontology annotation, biological process: cellular response to misfolded protein. Gene Ontology annotation, cellular component: endoplasmic reticulum membrane. Lineage: Eukaryota; Metazoa; Chordata; Amphibia; Anura; Bombinatoridae. The record is from RefSeq and is a predicted model, not a curated record.
AAAUUGGAAAUGCUUAUGCAGUCUUGAGCAAUCCAGAAAAACGACGACAGUACGACUUGACUGGAAAUGAGGAACAAGUUCAAAACAUAAACAAUGGCAAUUUUGACUUCCAUAGAGGAUUUGAAGCAGACAUAACUCCUGAGGAUUUGUUUAAUAUGUUCUUUGGUGGAGGGUUCCCAACAGGUAGUGUGCAUUCAUAUGCCAAUGGCCAUACUAGGUUUAAUCAUUACCAGCAGCAGCAUCGCAGUGGCCAUGAGAGAGAAGAUGAAAGGGGAGAUGUAAGGCGGAUAUUUUCAAUGUUUAUCCAACUGAUGCCUAUAAUUGCAUUGAUCCUUUUAUCGUUACUUAGUCAAUUAAUGGUCUCCAAUCCACCAUAGUUAUAUCCUCGAUCUGGUACAGGUCAAACUAUUAAACGUUUUACAGAAAACCUUGGUGUUACCUAUUAUGUGAGCAAGGACUUUCAGUCUGAAUAUACGGGCUUGUUGCUACAAAAAUUAGAAAAGAACAUUGAAGAGGAUUAUGUAGCUAAUGUACGGAAUAACUGUUGGAGAGAGAGACAACAAA